GGGCGGGCGGAGCCGUGCCGGGUGCGCUGCUCCCACCUGCUGGUGAAGCACAGCCAGUCGCGGCGCCCGUCCAGCUGGCGGCAGGAGCGCAUCACCCGCUCCAAGGAGGAGGCGCUGCAGCUCGUCAACGGUCAGGGGAAUUCUGGGAAGGCUCUGGAAUUAUGGGAUUUUCAGCCCCUCUCUUUUGAAAUCCCAAAUUUUGUUCAGUUUUCUUCUUUUUUUGGGACAAGCCCCAGAAUCCCAAAUUGCUGAGGGGAUUUCGGGUUUUUCUCCGCAGGGCAGAUGCAGAAGGCGUUCGAGGACGCGUCGUUCGCGCUCCGGGCCGGCGAGAUGAGCGGCCCCGUGUUCACGGAAUCCGGGAUCCACAUCAUCCUCCGCACGGAGUGAAGUGCCUUGGCAGGCCCGGAAUUCCCGGGAAUCCCCAAGAAUUCCCUGGGGAAUCCUCGGGGAAAAUCCUGGAGAUCCGUGGGAGUCUACAGGGAUCCGUGGGAGUCCGCGGGAAUUUGGGGGAAUCCUCGGGAAUUGGCGGGAGUUUUGUUGGGAUUUGGGGGAACGUUCGGGAAUUCUUGGGAAUUUUGUUGGGAUUUGUGGGAAUCCUCAGGAAUUCAUGGGAAUUCUUGGGAAUCCUCAGGAAUUUGUGUGAAUUCAUGGAAAUCCUCAGGAAUCCAUGGGAAUUCUUGGGAAUCAUCAGGAAUUCGUGAGAAUUCGUGGAAAUCCUCGGGAAUUCGUGGGAAUCCAUGGAAAUCCUCAGGAAUCCAUGGAAAUUUAGUGGAAUUUGUGGGAAUUCUCAGGAAUCCUUAGGAGUCCUUGGAAAUCCAUGAGAAUCCAUGGAAAUCCUCAGGAAUCCACAAGAAUCCGUGGAAAUCCUCAGGAAUCCAUGGGAAGUCUUGGGAAUCCUCAGGAAUUAAUGCGAAUCCAUGGAAAUCCUCUGGAAUGCUCAGGAGUCCAUGGAAAUCCUUGGG
This is a messenger RNA of Ficedula albicollis (Collared flycatcher), 962 nucleotides long. It is a transcript of the gene PIN1, whose product is annotated as peptidylprolyl cis/trans isomerase, NIMA-interacting 1. The annotation marks the transcript as partial. The transcript is spliced from 2 exons. NCBI's taxonomy places the organism in Eukaryota, Metazoa, Chordata, Aves, Passeriformes, Muscicapidae. The record is from RefSeq and is a predicted model, not a curated record. Gene Ontology annotation, molecular function: peptidyl-prolyl cis-trans isomerase activity. Gene Ontology annotation, cellular component: cytosol; nucleus.